This is a messenger RNA of Nerophis lumbriciformis (worm pipefish), 3765 nucleotides long. RefSeq names its product niban apoptosis regulator 1a (gene niban1a). NCBI's taxonomy places the organism in Eukaryota, Metazoa, Chordata, Actinopteri, Syngnathiformes, Syngnathidae. The record is from RefSeq and is a predicted model, not a curated record.
CCUUGGCUCACGACGACGUCGACGAUGACAGAAGAAGAAAAGGAGGUCGUGGCUCCUCCCACUGCAGUCACUGCAUUGAUUCCACUGGGGACUCACCUGUGGAGUGGAUGCCACCUGAGGAGUGUCCUUAUUAGAAAGAUGGGCGCCAGUAAAUCCAGUCUGGUGGACGAGGCCAGGAGUAAAUAUAUUACCGACCAGGCCAAGGCUGAGCUGAAGGAGUUCGGUCCAUACUACAGGAAGCAGUUCUCGGUGGAGUGGUUUUCACAGCUGCAGUAUGAGCUGCAACAGCAAAAGGAACACAUGGUGCAUCUGCUGCAACAACGGGAGUCUCCUGCAGGAAGUGAGGUGCUGUAUGAAAAACAGUUGAAUUUUUUUGACGAGAACAGAAAAUGGAAGGAGAGGUACAUAGUAGUGAGGGCCAACUACUGCUUGGAGUGCUAUGAAAGCAUCGAGACUUUUCUCAAAGGAAGUCCUCCAUUUCAUACACUGCUACCAACAGGAGGGAAUGUACUAACCGAUGAGGGAAAGUACAUGAAUGCAGUGGACGACUGCUUCCCCAAUGAUGACUUUAAUGAUUUGAAUGAAGAGUUUUGUCCUCUUCUGUCUGGGAUGCCUGGACCGUUUCCCGUCUACCUCCGCCUGCCGUACAGGAGAGAUUCUUAUUUCUGCUUUAACCAGCAGGACAAACAACUGCAGUUCAUAAGCAUCCUGUCUGAAUGCAUCAGACACCAGAACCGAGAUUUCCUAAAUAAGAAGACGUGUGAGGUCCAGGCCUUCCUCAAAGCCAUCCAGCUCUACAGACAGGACAAAGGCAAAUAUGAAGCUUGGAAAAUGCUGAUUGGCAGCGAUGUCAGGGUGUUGGCCAACCUCGUGAUGGAGAAGCUGCUGCCGUCUUUGGAGAAAGAAAUGCUUCCACACCUCAAAGCCAAGAAGACGGAGAAGAAGAGAGUUUGGUUUGCGACGGUGGAGGCAGCAUACAUUUUGGUCAUGGAACAUCUACUGGCUGGAUUCACAGCCUUGAAGGAAGAAUGUCGGAAGUGUGUGGAGAAACAAGAGGUCGUCGUCCACUCGGAUAUGGACCACAUCCUCAACUCCAGGCAGCAGCUGCAGGAAAAAGUCAGAGCUAAAGUAUGGGCGGAAGCAGAGAAGGAGUUCGCUGAGAGCAUCCAGCCUCACCUCGGAGCCGUCCUGGAGGAACUCAUGGAGCCAAUCAGCUCUGCUUUUCUGGAAGGACGUCAGCUCAGCGAGAGCCUGAUGGACAAGUAUCACGAUGAAGUUAAGCAAGGCAAAGACCUCCAGGAACUCAAACAGACUCGGACUGCCAUGGCAAGACCUGAACUACAAAGUUGCUACCAAAGGAUUGACUGCCUGCAGGGAAAGAAUCUGUUUGGCUUCUCAAACAUCCCUGGAAUCAUUCAUAGUACUCAGAUCCACCUGCAGCAGCUGGUUGAAAAUUCAACGUUUACGUUUGGUCAGCUGGUCUUCGAGGACCUCCAGGAUGACACUGAAGAAGCACUCUCUCUGAUAGAAAAGGCCAAACGCCGAGUUCUCAAGCAAUACGACUACGACAGCAGCACCGUCAGGAAGAAAACCUUCCAACAAGCUUUGGUGUCCUUCACGCUGCCCGUCGUCAAGAAGACGCUGGCCGACACAUGCAAACCUGAACUUGAGGUCCUUAAAAGUUCUGUGGACACGGACUACUCCAACUUCAUCCACGUGGACAACAUCUAUGAGGACGUCCUCCUUCAAAUGCUGGACAAGGAAGUCACCAAAGUGGUGUCUGAGGCAGCCAGCCUGCAGAAGUACAACUUGUGUAAGGACACUCCACACCUGCUGGAACAUUCCAGCCGCUCCAGCCUGUCCUCACUCACCGUCUCCACACCACCAAGUCCUGACGGAGACUUCAUUUCCACCCACACCAGCGAGGGCCAGCUUCCCCUUUCACUCGACAACACCAAACACCUAGACGGUGCUGAGGACGUGACGACCCAGGCACCUGGUGACGGAGGUCACAUGAUGUCACAGGAGAAGACUCACAGGGUCCUCCAGGCGGACUCUGCCAGUCCCAGUGUGACACAGCAGGCAGUGGAAAUGUCCACAGUGGAUGAGGGUGGAAGACAGGAGACACACAAAGACACACAACUCCACAGUUCACCUUUAACCUCUUCACCUACCAACAAGUCAGCUUCACACUCCCACUACCAGGUGGAGGGAAACACCUUGAAGAGUCCCACACCUCAAGAAACUACCACCUGUCUCGUCCACACUCAUGCUGAAACUGCUGACUCAGCUCAAACUGCUGACUCAGCUCAAACUGCUAAAUCAGAUGAAACUGCUGACUCAGCUAAAAGUGCUGAAUCGGCUGAAGAUCCCAAAGCCGCUAAAACUGCCGAAUCGGCAAAAUGUGCUGAGGUUUCUGAAAUUGCGGAAGUCGCUAGAACUGCUCAAGCCACUGAAUUGGCGGAAGUUGCUGAAGAUGCCAAGGCGUCUAAAACUGCACAACUCCAAGUCUGGAAGAUGCUGAGGCUCUUAGAACGGCUGAAGCUGCUAAGACGGCUGCAUCUGUGGAAGCUGCUCAACCUGCUGAAGCUUCUAAAACUGCUGAAGUUGCAAAAGCUGCUGAAGUUGCAAAAGCUGCUGAAGUUGCUAAAACUGCUGAAGUUGCUAAAGCUGCUGAAGCUUAUAAAACUGCUGAAGUUGCUAAAGCUGCUGAAGUUGCUAAAGCUACCGGAGCUGCUGAAGUUGCUAAAGCUGCUGAAGUUGCUGAAGUUGCUAAAGUUGCUGGAGUUGCUAAAGCUGCUGAAGUUGCUAAAGCUGCUGGAGUUGCUAAAGCUGCUGAAGCUUAUAAAACUGCCAAAACUGCUGAAGUUGCUAAAGCGGCUGAAGUUGCUAAAGCGGCUGAAGUUGCUAAAGCUGCUGAAGCUUAUAAAACUGCCAAAACUGCUGAAGUUGCUAAAGCUGCUGAAGUUGCUAAAGCUGCUGAAGUUGCUAAAGCUGCUGAAGUUGCUAAAGUUGCUGGAGUUGCUAAAGCUGCUGAAGCUGCUAAAGCUGCUGAAGUUGAUAAAGCUGCUGAAGUUGCUAAAGCUGCUGGAGUUGCUAAAGCUGCUGAAGCUUAUAAAACUGCCAAAACUGCUGAAGUUGCUAAAGCGGCUGAAGUUGCUAAAGCGGCUGAAGUUGCUAAAGCUGCUGAAGUUGCUAAAGCUGCUGAAGCUUAUAAAACUGCCAAAACUGCUGAAGUUGCUAAAGCUGCUGAAGUUGCUAAAGCUGCUGAAGUUGCUAAAGUUGCUGGAGUUGCUAAAGCUGCUGAAGUUGCUAAAGCUGCUGAAGUUGCUAAAGCUGCUGAAGCUUAUAAAACUGCCAAAGCUGCUGAAGUUGCUAAAGCGGCUGAAGUUGCUAAAGCUGCUGGAGUUGCUAAAGCUGCUGGAGCUGCUGAAGUUGCUAAAGUUGCUAAAGUUGUUGGAGUUGCUAAAGCUGCUGAAGUUGCUGAAGCUGCUGAAGUUGCUAAAGCUGCUGGAGUUGCUAAAGUUGCUAAAGCUGCUGGAGUUGCUGAAGCUGCUGGAGUUGCUAAAGCUGCUGAAAUUGCUAAAGCUAGUGGAGUUGCUGAAGCUGCUAAAGCUAGUGGAGUUGCUAAAGCUGCUGGAGUUGCUAAAGCUGCUGGAGUUGCUGAAGCUGCUGGAGUUGCUGAAGCUGCUGGAGUUGCUGAAGCUGCUGAAGUUGCUAAAGCUGCCGAAGCAUCUAAAACUGCUGAAGUUGCUGCGGGCCUAA